GAGUCUUAGUUUAAUUCUUUACUCUGCAGUUACAGUAAUAAAAACAAAGUAGACAACGAACUUUUAGACAAAAAACAUAAGUUGCUGGAGAAAUUCUGGCAUCGUCUGUGGAAAGACGAGCAGAGAUAAACAUAUUCCAAAAAUGAAUCUCUGUGGGCUGGAAACGUUAACUCUCUGUUCUCCUCUCAGAUGCUGUCCACUGCUAUGUUUUUCAGCAAUUUAUUUUAAAUUUCAGAUUUCCAGCGUCCGCAAGUGGUUUUAGUUUCGUGCCUUAUUUCUGCCUUCUUCGUAGAUAGCUUAUGCUCCCACUCUGCAAAUGAUUGUUUAUUUCCCAUCUACUGUUAUGUUAUCUUCCUCAUUGGUUAUUUUGCUCUGCCUCUCCCCAAAAUUUGUGUUAGUCAAUUAUAAUAUUGCUGUUUGUAAGAUAUAAGGAAUGAUUGUGUAGUAGUCAAUAAUGGCUGUGUUUCAAGCAUUUAGUUUUGAGAUAAUGCCCUUACUACCCAGCCAGGACCACCAUUGAAUUGUUGUCUGACAUGCAGAAUAUGGCUGAAUUCUAUUUCUGAAAUGUCAUUGUGAUUGUCAUGCCAGUUGCUCUGAUAAAUGUGAAGCAAGUGCGGCUGGGUAUGUGAAUCAUCACAUGAAUUGCUUUUAGUCGAUGAACAAGAUGAUUUUGACUCAUGAGCUAGAACUCUUUCCAGGAUGCACUGUGACACUUCUGUUGUUUAAAGAUGUUAAAAAUGCUGCUGAACUUCGAAAGAAAGCUGUGGAAGGAACCAUAGAUGGAGCUUUGAUAAAUGCAUCCAUGAUAGUCGAUCCAUUUCAGAUACUUGUGGCAGUCAACAAAGCUGUUCAUUUACACAAACUGGCCAAAAUGAAGACAAGAGGCCUUUAUUCUGAAAUCAUAUUUAAUCUCUCUCCAACUAAUAACAUUUCAGAUGCGUUCAGAAAAUUUGGGAUUUCAGAUAAUGACUCAGCUGUUCUCAUUGUUCUGGUGGAUGAUGGAGAGAAAAAGACUGAUUUAGAACAUGUCUCAAGGCAAGUGGAAGGUCAGCAAAUCCAUAUCCAGGAUCUUUCAGCAAUUGCGGAUGUGACCAAAAUUAAAAAGAUUUACAAGGUGUCUCCUCCUGAGGAAAAAGUUGGCAAUUUGUUGGAUUCAAUUAUUUGUCGAAUGUCAGUGAAAGAUAUUCUUUGACAGAAGAAACCCUGUUACUUUAAAUGAACUCUUCAACCAUUUAUCUUCUGAAGGUGAAACAGGAGAGCAGCAGCGUACAAACUAGAAGCAUUGCCCCCAAUUUUAUAUGCAAUCGAACUAAAAGUCAAAGUCCUCUUCUUCAUUAACCACUGCAAUCCAUACAGAAAGCCCGCCAUUAUUGUCUCGAGGUCAACUGUAUUUUUAAAUAAUAAAUGCUGACUUUAUAAACAGCUGAUUUUGUAAACAACUGCCUGUGCUUGAUUAAAGAUCCUGGAAAUACCUGCA
Molecule: messenger RNA, 1477 nt
Organism: Stegostoma tigrinum
Lineage: Eukaryota; Metazoa; Chordata; Chondrichthyes; Orectolobiformes; Stegostomatidae
Gene: tprkb
Product: Tp53rk binding protein
Exons: 5
Coding region: 656-1192 (178 amino acids)
Biological process (GO): telomere maintenance via recombination; tRNA threonylcarbamoyladenosine modification
Cellular component (GO): nucleus; EKC/KEOPS complex; cytosol
Source: RefSeq, a predicted model, not a curated record